AAAAAAUCUGCAUACAUUAUCUAUCACUAGUCGGAAUGGGUGGAAGUUUUGGUAAGAGGUGAAUGAAACACGUUUAGGAUGGAUGACGAAUUGUCAAGGAAUAUUGUCCAAGACUAUGUGAGUUACAGAUUGAGAAAAAAUGGCCAUAGAUGGCAAAAUGGACCCAUGAUCGAGGGUGGGCCGAGUAGGAUUUGCUUAACUAUGCGAAGUUUAGCUGAUGAAUUUGAAGAUAGGUAUAGGUCUCAAUUCGAGGACAUGGUAAAUCAAUUAGAAAUAACUCCAGGAAUAGCUUACCAGACUUUCAGAUCGGUUGUGAGUGAAUUAUUUAGUGAUGGCGUGAAUUGGGGACGAAUUGUAGCAUUGUUUACAUUUGGAGGUUCAAUAUGUGUACAAUGUGUUGAAAAUAAUAUGCCUCAUGUGGUGGAUAAUGUCGUGGACUGGGUUACUACAUACUGUGAUAAUGAUUUAAAGCCAUGGAUAGAUUCACACAACUCAUGGCAAGGAUUUGUUGCAUUUUACGACAGAGAACCUGAAAGGAGAAAUGAUAGCCCCUGGACAUCUUUUCGUAAGAUUUGUGGAUUUGCAGCAGGGGCAAUAGGUGUUUUAACUUUAGGGGCCAUCUUAACCCAAAAGUCAUGAAAUGAAAGAUAGGAAGGGACCAAAGUAUUGUUUUUAUAUGUAUACCUCUUAAUUUAUUUGGAUGUGCUUUAGUCUUUCGAUGGAUCUUCUAACUACAUUGGAAAAUAUUUUCUUGAAUUGAUGUUGUGCUUCUUGGCUGGUGAUUGAAAGUUGUUGAGAUUUACACCAUCAUAGAUUAUGUCUCAAAUUGUAGUCUGUUGAAGUGGUUCUGGGAUUAGGAAUCUGAGGAGCUAAACUGCCCUGUUGAGAUGGAAAUUAGUAAGAAAUAAGUCUUAUGAAAUUUAUGCAAAAGGAGUACCAGUAAUAGAAUAUUAUUUACAAAUAAAAAUUUAAAUGCAUUAAUAUUAAAAACAUUAUAUCAGGUUUUUAGUCACAAGACAAUGUGUACCCUUAUCCUUGUAUUAUGUUUGUAAGUUAUAAAUAUCAUAUAUAAAGUGUACUAGGAUCUUUCCAUGAAUCAUUGUUAAACUAUAUAUAUAGAUCAUGAGCAAACUGGUGGUACCAUUACCUACUGUGUAUAGGAAGUAGAACAGGAAAUAUGAAACAGAAAAGGGAGUCUUAUGUUUCACCUCAAAUUAGUUAUUUGCGUUCAAGAUUACAACCCUUUUACUUCAAUCAUAGCCUCUGUUCUUUUCAUUAGGUGAUAAUUUUUCUAAAAUAUAACCAUGAUAUUGAAAUUUUUUUGGAUGAUGUCUUGAUAUAUCUUAUAAAACAAGGAAUACAUUGUGAUAUUGUAACUUGUAUAUUUCCCUAAUGUCCUCAAAGGUCAGUGUUACAAGCUUUUCCUUCUUGUGUCUGUAAAACCAUACUAAAUAUCUGUACAAAAAAAGAUUAUCAUAAGACCUAUGUGGGUUUUGUUAUUUGGCUAAUGAACAUGUUCUAUAUAACUCUUUAAUCUCAAAGAUUUUUAUUUUCUCAGACUUGAGAAUAAAUUGCCCAAAAUAUGACCCUUGACCUUGAUAAUAAUUAGUAAUCAUGGUGAGACGUAAAUUUAUUGGUACACUUAUGAUGAUUACUCUACAUCAGUAGAAAUAAGACUGUUUGGAAUGCAAUUCUUUUAUUAUUAUUAUUAAUGAAUAUCACUUUGUCCAGAUGAAAAUGACAUCUUAAUGAGAAAAAUAGUUUAAUAUAUCUUUGAUUAUGAAUAACUUAUCUAUUUUGAUAAUUUGAUAAUCUUAGUUUGUUGUAGAUAACUAUUGAUCACAUGUAAGCUAGUUAAAAACACUGUGUAAUGAAUACUGUGCUCAUCAGUUAAUAACGCUAUCUAAUAAAUUAUAUUAUGUUCAUCAGUUAAUAACACUUAUCUCAAUACACCCUAGUACUAUGUAAUAAAUAUUAUGUUCAUCAGUUAAUAACACUUAUCUCAAUACACCCUAGUACUAUGUAAUAAAUAUUAUGUUCAUCAGUUAAUAACACUUAUCUCAAUACACCCUAGUACUAUGUAAUAAAUAUUAUGAUCAUCAGUUAAUAAGACUGUAUAAUUAAUACAUCAUCAUAAGAGGUAUUAUUCCUUUAAAAUUGUAUGACAAAAAAACUGUUGAAAUCGGCCAUGGUUUAUUGUUACAUAGAAUAUAUAACGUAUUAUUAAACAUACCAUAAUAUUAUUUCAUACCAUUAUUUAUUACACAAUGUUAUUAACUGGCAUAUAAAUGAUCCCAUAACAUAAGGUGUGCCAUGGCAUAUUGCUUAGAAUUCAUAUUACUGGAAUUCUAGUCAAGAUAUGAAUAAAAAUGCCUGAUAUAGAAUUGAAAUGACAUGGGAUUUUAAAAAGACUGUAUGUCUGAUGUCAGGUUGACCUUUAAAUUCUUUGAUUAUUCCUGGAGAAAAUGCCAUUAUAGAUUUUCUCUGAUAUUGUAUGUAUACUUCUAAUGCACUUGUAUUGAGUCACUCAAAUAUACCAUAGGCAGCAACGAUAUCAUGUAACGCGAGGGCGGUUAUUUGAUAUAAUGGGGGAGUUGUUUGCCAACAUAGUGAAUUUCGUAAUGCUAUUUCUAUUCUAUGAGCAAUAUGCCAAUACUGAUAACACAUCAAAUAUUUUACGACCGCUAAUCCUUUAUAUUUGUUAUAAAAAAAUCUGAAAGAUGACCAUAUGAAAUAUCACGGCGACUAGAAAAGAUACGUUAUGAGAACGCGAGAAAAAGUCAUUAUGACAAACUCACAAACAUACCGCGACCUAUGCGACCACAUUGCGGUCCCACUACCCACAACGAACCCGCUACGACUGAUACAGACAGGGGGCGUGUCAAUUUAGAUCUUUUGACUUGGUAGAGGCCUCUGGAGCAAACGUUUUUAUAUCAUGUUCAUAGUGUCAAGGUAUUACGAACUGCGAACGAACUCUAAUAUAUUGACUUAAUUGGGCUCCUUUCUUGUAUCAUGGAAUAGAGCGAUUGGAUUGGAUUGUAUGCUAACGAAUGAAUAUAGCCAACCAGAGCCCUCGACAUAAAGAAUGUAUACACUAUGGUUUACAGUUUUUCUGUCGAGGUAUCUAAUUGGUUGUAUUCGGUAGCUUACAAUCCAAACAAAUGGCAACAUUCAAAAACUUCCUUGAUACUAGAAAAGAGCCUAAUGCAGUCAAGGUAUCAGGCGCUGUUCGUAAUAGCUGGACAUUGUAAAGACAAUAUUGACCCAUGUUCAUUAUUUAAAGUAUGAUAAUAGUAGCAUAUUGCAUGGUAAUUAUAUUAUAUCAGUCAGUAACAAUAUUAAAAUAUUGCAUAUCGUUCAUUGGACUAAUUAAGAAGUGUGAUUAAUAAGCGAUUUAGUCUGUACACUGGACUGUCAGUUAUUUAGAUUAUUUCAUUAUGAUUCAUCUGGUAAUUAGGAUAAACAUUAAUCAGUAACUAGACGUCUGAUUGUGAUAAUUAUUUAAUGUAAUAUUUUUAGUCAUAUAUUCUAGAUGGACCGAGAUUUAAAGGGAUUGUAAAGAGGUAGAAUCAUUUUGCUCUAUUCCAGUAUGCUUUUAUCGAAUAGUGACGUCAUCAAACACUUUGUUUUAGUGGAAUUUUAGAAACUAAACACGUCUGAUUUAAAAUUUGAAUGGUGUAAAUUGAUGCUAUCAGUAUCCCCGAUACACAAAAAAAAAUCUAGAAAAAUUCUUUAAAAUCCAUUUAAGGCUUGUAGUGUAAUCUGGAUAAUACAUACACCAUUCGCUCGUAACUGUACGGAGAUAAAUAUUGAUACAGUUUCAAAUAAAAAUAUUCAGAAAUCAUCUUGUUUUGAAAUAGGCGACAAGUUAAGGUGAAAAGAAAUAUUUGUCGUCACGUCUUUGUUAUUUUAAUAUGAUUCCAAGAAAUCCAUUUAUUUAUUAUAUACAAGGGAAGCUUAUUGAAUUCCAAUAUCUCCAUAAUGCAUUAUUUUGAUUCUGUCUGAAAAUUAAAGGAGACCAUUUACGGUUUUCCGUUUGUUGUACUGCAGGGUUAUUAGUUGUACUUUUGUCAGUAAAAGUUUUAAAAUGUUCUUCAUCCAUAAAUAAUCCUCAGAAACCUCUGCCAUGCAAAGCUAUUUUCGUGCAAAACGAUGAUUGUGAUCAAUAUGUUUGAAUAAACUCUAUUUUUUCUGGUUGCGAUCCACUGUACAAAUGAAUGAAUGACACAAUUUUAUGGAUAACAAUUACUUUGAUGAUGCUUUCGUCUUUAUCAAGCAAGUUAUUUAUUAAGGUAAUUGUUAACCAUAUAAUCGUGUCCAGUUAUUUAUCCCCAGUUACCAAAUGCCACUCAAGGAAGAAAAUGAAUGUUGUAUUUGAAUCAGAUUUUUUUGAAUUUAUAUUUGAAUACUAUUUUAUAAUUAGCUAUAUUUUAGAGACUAUUUAAUGUGAUUUUUAUGUUGUGUUUAUGUACAACUAUAAAACAAACUGUAUUUUGUACUUGAUUCCUGAAUUUACAAACCAAACUUUACUUCAUUGAUAAUGUCGAACAUUAUUUUAUUUAGUAUACAGUAGAAAAUAUGUGUUUAUCAAAACCCUAAACGCAUAAAAUUAAGUGUAAGUAACGUUUAUUGGGGUGUCAUUAAUUCUAUCAGAGAGGACAACUCUGUAAAUGUAGAAUUUAGGUUGGUACUACCUUCAGAGCAUGGUUCGCUUUUGUCGAAUCUAUUAAGUUGUGAAGGUAUAUAUUGUUGAUUAUUUGUUGUGUAGAGUGUUAUUAAAGAAUGGUUGUAAAUAUUACAAA
Messenger RNA from Lottia gigantea (owl limpet), 4802 nucleotides. RefSeq lists its product as hypothetical. The record is from RefSeq and is a predicted model, not a curated record. The transcript has 3 exons. NCBI's taxonomy places the organism in Eukaryota, Metazoa, Mollusca, Gastropoda, Lottiidae. Gene Ontology annotation, molecular function: protein homodimerization activity; protein heterodimerization activity. Gene Ontology annotation, cellular component: mitochondrial outer membrane. Gene Ontology annotation, biological process: negative regulation of intrinsic apoptotic signaling pathway; extrinsic apoptotic signaling pathway in absence of ligand; intrinsic apoptotic signaling pathway in response to DNA damage. The coding region runs from base 79 to 639 and encodes 186 amino acids.